AAACAACCGAAGAAGAUUUAUAAACGUCUCUCGUAACUCUUUCUUACCAGAAGUUUUCCCAUACUUGUUAUCUUGUUACCUCGAAUAAACCUGCUGCCACCGACCUUUUUCUUCUUACCGUUAACCAUUCCCAAUAACAAUUAGGCAAGGAAGUUGCUUAUCCAAGAAGUAUCAUUUCAAACGUUGGGGAAAACCCUCUAAACGGUUUCAUUUUCAUUUUUGCUUUAUAUCUUCUUUUUUUCAAUUUCAUUUGUUGUUGGAAUUGCUUUUUUUGGUUUUAGCAUAGUCAUAACCUUCUUUAAACAUCAUGAAGAUUUCUGAACAAUUGGAACAGCUUCCUAAAGAUGAUAUCCAUUACUCUUUUGAGUUCUUCCCUCCUAAAACGACAAUCGGUUUAGACAACCUUACUGUCCGUAUGAAACGUAUGUCGAAAACUAUGUUUCCACUCUUUAGCUCCGUUACAUGGAGUUCUGCAGGAAGUUCAGCUGCCGAGUCUUUGGCGCUCUGUGCAUCUUUACAAUCAAAGUUUGGCGUUACGUCCUGUUUGCAUAUGACUUGUUCCAAUGUUGACAAGGAAAGCAUCAAGAAGAAUCUUGAUCAGGCAAAGGCCUACGGAAUUCGUAACAUUUUGGCACUCCGUGGUGACCCGCCUUUGAAAACUGAGCACUGGAAUGCUCAGAAGUUUGAGAUGGAGCACGCUGUUGACCUAGUCCGUUUCAUUCGUGAAGAGUAUGGCGACUACUUUUGUAUCGGUGUCGCCGCUUAUCCUGAGGGACACGCAGACACAAAUGUGCCUGAAUUGCAGCAGAAUGUGGACAAAGAUAUCCCAUAUUUGAUUGAAAAAGUGAGAGCAGGUGCCGACUUUAUCAUUACUCAAAUUUUCUAUGAUUCUGCUGUAUAUAUCGACUUUGUAAAGAAGCUUCGCACGCAUGAAUCCGGCGUAUUCAAAACGAUUCCGAUCAUUCCUGCCAUUAUGCCCGUCCAAUCUCUCACCACACUUCGCAGAAUGGCUCGUCUGUGCAAUUGUGUGAUUCCUCACGACUUAAUGCAGUCGUUGGAAGAGGUGAGAACUGACGACGAAAAGGUAAAGGCAAUUGGCGUGAAGCACGUUGCUCAGAUGAUUAAGGACAUCCUUAAGAACACCGAUACACGAGGCUUCCACUUUUGUACACUUAACUUGGAAAAAUCAGUGGCUCGCAUUCUCAAUGAAAGCGGUCUUUAUGAGAGACGUCUCACGGCACUUAAGGCUGUUGUUAACAAUCAAAAAGAAAACGUUGCCGAUGUCCAUAACCGCGUCGUUAUUCCUAAGAAGGAUCAUCUUCCUUCAGCCUUUGAAGGCUUAUAUAUUCGGGCUGACGACAAGCAAUUUACAAGAACGGCAGAAUUUUUUGAAAAGCAAGCCUCCAUUUCGGUUUCUGAAGGUACUGGUGCUUUAGGUCGUGAAGCCACUUGGGACGACUAUACCAACGGUCGUUUCGGUGACCCACGUUCUCCUGCAUACGGUAACAUCGAUGGUUACGGUCCCUCUCUUCACUUUGCUCCGGAAGAGUCAUUGAAGCUUUGGGGUUAUCCUGUUGACGAAGAUGACAUUACGAAUAUCUUCAAGCGUCAUGUCCUUGGGGAAACAACCGCAAUCCCUUGGAUUGAUCAGCCUGUGGAAGCCGAGACAAAAACCAUUGGUGAUAAACUCGCUAAAUUGAUCGAAAAGAAAUGGUGGACCGUCGGCAGUCAACCUGCUGUUAACGCCGCACCUUCUUCCCAUGCUAUUUUUGGUUGGGGACCUCGUGGCGGAUGGGUGUUCCAGAAAGCUUUUGUUGAGAUGUUCAUGUCUACCAUGGAUUUCGAAGCCCUGGCUCAAAGAUUGCACGACAAUCCUCAAAUUACCUAUCUCGCUGGAAACAACAAGGGAGAAUUCAAAACGAAUGCUUCGUUGGAUAGCGCCAAUGCAGUUACUUGGGGUGUUUUCCCUGGUCGUGAAAUCAUUCAAUCGACCAUUAUUGCACCCGUUUCGUUCCAAGCGUGGCGGGACGAAGCCUAUAGUAUUUGGGGCGAAUGGGCACGCCUGUAUCCCGCUGGAACGCCUUCUCAUAAACUGAUUCAGUCGUGUAUCGAUAACUGCUGGCUCGUCUCUGUCAUUCACCAUAAUUUCUUGGACGAGAACGCACUUUGGGAAGUGCUGGGUUGUUAAGCUCGGAAACCGCCCAUAUUCCCUCUGAACUUGAAUGGUUUUCCUCAACUGGACCACUUCCGCUUAGCUUCCUCUUAGACUUUGUUGCUUUAAUGACUUCGUGCCUUCUUUCCUACACCCGUAACUCAACUUACGAACUCCCAUUCAAGUCAUUAUUUAGGGUGCCUUAACAGCACCUAUUGCGAAUACAGUAAUUUCUUUUAGCUACAACGUUUUUUCGUAGCUUGUUAUUCAUGAUCCAUUCUAUCUAUAAAAAACUAAGUAACCGUGAUAUAUGAAAAUGAUUUG
Messenger RNA from Schizosaccharomyces japonicus yFS275, 2476 nucleotides. Its product is annotated as methylenetetrahydrofolate reductase Met11. The transcript has a single exon. Bases 308 to 2188 code for a protein of 626 amino acids. Gene Ontology annotation, molecular function: methylenetetrahydrofolate reductase [NAD(P)H] activity. Gene Ontology annotation, biological process: L-methionine metabolic process; tetrahydrofolate interconversion. Lineage: Eukaryota; Fungi; Ascomycota; Schizosaccharomycetes; Schizosaccharomycetales; Schizosaccharomycetaceae. The record is from RefSeq and is a predicted model, not a curated record.